GAUUGGAAUUCAUUCCAACAGUAUCUUUUUUAAAACUUUUGUUACUUGUACUUUUUAAAGAUCAAUAUGAAAUUCAAAAUCUUAUUCGUGAAUCGGAUCCUCAUAAAAUUGGCUUAGUAAAAGUUG
Molecule: messenger RNA, 126 nt
Organism: Scutellospora calospora
Lineage: Eukaryota; Fungi; Glomeromycota; Glomeromycetes; Diversisporales; Gigasporaceae
Source: the annotation of a GenBank genome assembly